This is a messenger RNA of Fusarium musae, 1620 nucleotides long. RefSeq lists its product as uncharacterized. Lineage: Eukaryota; Fungi; Ascomycota; Sordariomycetes; Hypocreales; Nectriaceae. Gene Ontology annotation, molecular function: flavin adenine dinucleotide binding; oxidoreductase activity, acting on CH-OH group of donors. The transcript has 2 exons. The record is from RefSeq and is a predicted model, not a curated record. Bases 1 to 1620 code for a protein of 539 amino acids.
AUGGAUCAUCUCCUCCAUCUUGAUACAGAUGUCGUCUGUCUUCUAGCCAAACUAAACACCUACGACUAUAUCAUCGUAGGAAGCGGUUUCGGCGGAGGUCCUCUAGCUGAACAGCUAGUAUCCCAGCAGUACAAAGUCUUGCUGAUCGAGCGCGGCAGCGUCAUUUUCUCCACCCACGUUCUCAAUACUUCUCGCCCUUACUUCAACCGUGGCGCAAGUAAUUCCCCCGAGGGUAAUGAGCGCGUAUAUGACGCUGUAAAAGCCAAGGUGCAAUGCACCGACCGCUCUGAUAGUUAUGUCGGCGGUCCAGUGUAUUGCGUCGGUGGACGAUCUAAUCUCUGGGGUACUUGGAUUCCAGAGAUUGGCGACGAGACGCUUGGUGCUUUCUUCCCAGCCGAUGUUGUUGAUUAUCUCAAGGGCGAUCCAGUUCGAGGAUACAAUAAGGCGUUCAGGUAUCUCACUGACUCGCAGCCUGGUGAUGUCAUUUACCCUGAGGGUGACGGCAAGCAUGAAGUCAGCGCUUCAGAGAUUGGCGAAGCAAAUCAGAUGUUGGAAAAUGCCUUGUCUGGAUCAAAGUUCGAUCUAAUGCCCAUCGCGGCGCAAUUCAAUGCUCCGGCACCAUACAAGUUCGCUCAAGGUGCAUACAGCACUACCCUCAGCAUCAUCAAUCGCAUGUAUGCCAACGAUCAGUACCUCUCUGUUCUUCUCAACACAGAGGUCAUCGCUGUUCAACACACUGCAAGCAAUACCUUCAACAAAAGCGUCAACGCUCUCAAGAUCAGAGACAAAUCCACCAACACCAUCAAAGAGCUUGACGUCGGUAGAGCCAAAGUCAUCCUCUCCGCCGGAACAAUCGGCACCGCCUCCAUCGCCCUCAACAGCGGUCUUGACCACCUCAAUCCCCUAGUCGGCAAAGGUCUCAUCGACCAUAACGUCUGCUACGUGCGGUUCGCCAAGCAAAAGUCCGACACCGUCACCUCAAAGCCCCUCAAUCUCAAAACACACCUCAAAGUCGGUGGUGAAGAAUGUCUCGUCACAGUGACGAUCAAUGCGAAUUUCUUCUUGGCUGGAAGUUCUGCGACGCUCAACACGACGCACUUUUAUCGUCGUGAUGGGACCCUCAUGAGUCCUAAGGGUGCGGCUGAUGAGAAGGAGAACUUCGAUACUAUCUGCAUACUAUUCGAGUUUGUUGGGAAACUUGAUGACGAGAAUUCUGUGCUUAGUCUUCCGGGCUUGGAUCCUGUGCUGGAUAUUCGUCGACCGCCGAUCAAGCAUGAGGUUCAAUGUGCUAUGGAGGAUAUCAUCCGCAGAGUUCGCGAUGCUUUUGUUGGUGUGAAGCCCAACCAAGCUACGUAUGCGGACCCGGGAGUUUGUCCUGAUCCUGGCCUGAGACCACAGCAUCUGGGCUUUGGAGUGUUUUCUCAUGAAUGCGGAACGAUGAGAAUGGAUGGACCGCAGGGACCUGGUGUUGUAGACUCUAACCUCAAGGUCAAGGGAUUGGAUAACCUUUGGGUUUGCGAUCUCUCAGUUCUGCCUGUUAGUCCCGAGGCCAAUCCCUCGUUGACACUGGCAGCUCUUUCGCUGAGGCUUGCUGAGCAUCUCUGCGGUAAGAAUCAUUGA